This is a messenger RNA of Entamoeba invadens IP1, 570 nucleotides long. RefSeq lists its product as hypothetical. The record is from RefSeq and is a predicted model, not a curated record. The transcript has a single exon. Lineage: Eukaryota; Evosea; Mastigamoebida; Endamoebidae. The coding region runs from base 1 to 570 and encodes 189 amino acids.
AUGUAUGACAUAUCAGAUAAUAUCAGAUGUUUUGAAACAAAUAAACCAUUUGAUGACUUCUAUGUUCCAAAUCUCAUUGGUGUACAAAUAUUAAGUAUGAGUAAGAGAAUAAUGAAUGAAGUAAUGUGUUUAGCAGAAGAAUUAAAUAUAGAUACAUAUUAUCAAGAUACUGAUUCAGUGCAUAUAGACAAAAAUAAGAUAGAACUAUUAGAACAAAAAUAUAAAGAAAUAUAUGGUAAAACAUUAAGAGGAGGUGAAUUAAAACAAUUCCAUCCAGAUUUUGAUGAAUUAUCUGGAGAUGUAUAUUCAAAAGAAUCUUACUUCUUGGGUAAGAAAGCUUAUAUAGAUGUAUUAACAAACGAUAAACAAGAACAUGCUUUACACAUGAGAAUGAAAGGAAUUCCAAACAAUUUAUUGGAAAAUAACGAAAAUCCAAUUGAAUUAUAUAAGAAACUCUACGCGGGAGAAUCUUAUACAUUUAACUUACUAGAAUUAAAACAUAGUUUCGAAUUUAGUAAGACAUUUGAUAUUAAAACAAGAGAAAACUUUACUAGAAAAAUUCAAUUCUAA